Morchella importuna is the source of this 2136-nucleotide messenger RNA. RefSeq lists its product as uncharacterized. Lineage: Eukaryota; Fungi; Ascomycota; Pezizomycetes; Pezizales; Morchellaceae. The transcript is spliced from 4 exons. The record is from RefSeq and is a predicted model, not a curated record. Bases 1 to 2136 code for a protein of 711 amino acids.
AUGUUUCCAUUUAAGAAAGUCUACAACGCACUCCAAAUUAACUCUUCAUCAUCAAAACAAAGCACAAAGAGGCCCGACUCAAUAUCCAUUCCGCUUCGCCAGCUAUCGAUACGUACGGUCUCAGAGGACGACAACGAAGAUGUCGAUCGUCACGUGGUGCAACAACAACGCAAAGCUCCAACCCUGCCAGCAGAUGUAUGGUUUUUGAUAUUGCCACAGGUCGACUACACUGAGAAUUGUACUCUCUGUAAACAUAAGCAGCUGUAUAACCUAUCCUUGGUAUGUCGGGUCUUCAACGAGUUCGCUACAAAAGCGCUCUAUCAAACCCUCGAUUUACGACUUGAGGAUGCUUGCCUUGAGGUGCACGGGGAUUCGUUGGAUUCCUAUAACAACGAGCCAUCCUUCCUUAGAGAGAACAUUUUAAGGAAGAAGCUCGAUAGAUUAGAAAAUACGCUGCGGUCACCAGAGGGCCCAGCGGCGCUUAUUCGACAUUUGAAAUUCCCAGUGAUUGAGCUUCGCUGGAAGAUGACUUAUGGUCCAAAUGAUAUCAAUCCUGCACUAUACACUGGCCUAUCAAGGGGGGUGUACAAUUACGGCAGAGAUGAACCAUCGGCCCAUUACAGGCCGAAAGUAAGCACACAUGACGAGUCGCAGUUGUAUGUGCGUCCCGUAAUGCGCAGAACGGAUCUUGCCUUAUGGAAGAACAACAUCUCGGUUGGUAUAUUGCCGAAGUGGAUCACCAUCUUUGAACUGGCAUCAGCUCGGUUAGAGUCGGUUUUUGGUUUGGGAAGUCUGUGGACGUAUAUCCACGAAUAUGAGAGAGAUGUGUUGCGGGAGAGGCUUUUUGAUGCCAUGGAGAGGAAUCAAAAUUGGGUCGAAUGGGACUGGAGAUGGAGCUCUUGGGGAUACUCUCAACAUUCUGCCGAGGCUAUCUUGGAGGAGCCUAGACUACUUGAGAUUUUCAGCCAGAUGAAAAACAUUCGGAGCAUUCAACUGGAUAAAACAGAAUGGGCAGACAAAGUACUUGAGAUCUUCCCAGGGACCCUUGAGUCUAUAACCAUCGAAUCACUCAGGAUAGGCGGUUGUGAUUUCGAUUUCAUGUUCAAGAGGCUUCCAACAAAGGGACUGAAGUCAUUGAAGAUCAUAGUCAGCGAGUCCUACUUCAAACCGCUUGAAAAAUGCGACCCGUUCAAACCACUCCUUGAGUAUCUGAAGCUUUGCCACCAGCAAUCUGCAGCGACCCUGACAAACCUAGACUUUCAGGUCAACUGGAAUCUCUCAAGUUCCUCAUACAAACUUUGUAACGACCUAGAAGGUACAUAUCUCGGAAUGAUGCCUAUCGAAGAGUUUCUCUCAUCAAUAUUCAUUUACGCCCCACUUCUUCGCACUUUCAAUUUUGUCCUCGCAACCACUCACGAGGACGAAGUCCAAUACCCUCCGACUGAGAAGCCAAUGCCUUUUAUAGCGCACAAUCUCCGCUCAAUGAGCAUAUCCCUCCCUGCACGAAACAACAAGUUAUGGUUUGCGACCAAAAUCAGUUCUGGGGCGUUUCCGGCGCUGCGAAAGUUCACCUUCCGAUCUGCAUUUUCGCGGAACAACGGGCCGAAACAGACCUGCACAAGAUGUGUGCAUUUAGAAUGGCCUGAGAUUAACAAAUGGUAUGAUUUUGCCAGUGAGCAAGAUAACUUACUCGUUGAGGCAUGCAGGAAGGCGGGAGUGAGACAGUGGGAGAUGGAGGUUAUGAACAGACCGUGGGCAGAAUGCUCCUCAUUCACGCUGGAGGAGUCCUGUGAAGACGACCCUAAAAACCUCUAUUUUCGGCCCCCACAGAAGCACCUCACUGACUACGAUGCUGGCCUGUUCUUCUCUGGACAGUCAGGUCCUGCCUUGCCUCGUAGAAACUCACCAAAGCGCAGAAACGCAAGGGCUAUUGUGACGCCAGGUCAAACCCUGACUCGGGGAACGGUCUGCGAUGUCUUCGCCCCCACCUUUGGGAUUGGAUACUAUCAGCACCAGAACAACUCGAUUCUACUUGCAAUGAUUUCCGCGCCAAGUGCGCGAAGUCCAAGGGGUUCAAGAAUUAACGAAAGGGUAAGCUGGGAUAGCCAUUUUGGAACCAGGGCGGCGGCUUUAUAG